CGACGUUACGGUCUGAAACAUUAAACAAAGAUUCGUUCGUCGAUGGCAAAAGAAAAUAAAAAGGACAAUGUCAAUUAUGUGGACGUCGAAUUCAAGGUUCCCAUGCAUUGUAACGAAUGCGAGAGAAAGAUCGCCGGAAUCAUAUCCAAAUUCAAAGGGGUCGAAAAAUUCAUGACGGAUAUGAAUAGCCACAAGGUCGUGGUUACGGGUAAGAUUGAUCCGAAGAAAUUGGGGAAGAAACUCAAGAAAAAGACUGGAAAAAGAAUAGAGAUCGUUGCCAUGGAAGACAAAGACGAAGAACACGAAAAAGACGACGGAAAUAAUAUGAUUUUGGAGAUAAAUUUGGAAUCUUUUGGACCGUUGGAUCAUUCUUUAUUUGGUUAUGAUUACAGGGAUAGAGAAAAAUUCAUGGUUUUCAGCGAUGAAAAUCCCAAAUCUUUGUGUUGUAUCUCGUAGGAGUUCUUGAAUUUUUUUUUAUUUUGUAUGAUG
Molecule: messenger RNA, 489 nt
Organism: Tarenaya hassleriana
Lineage: Eukaryota; Viridiplantae; Streptophyta; Magnoliopsida; Brassicales; Cleomaceae
Product: heavy metal-associated isoprenylated plant protein 3
Exons: 3
Coding region: 43-456 (137 amino acids)
Molecular function (GO): metal ion binding
Source: RefSeq, a predicted model, not a curated record